AUGUCUUGGAUAGGGUUAAAAAAAGCAAUAAACCGAGCUGGAACUCAGGUUAUGCUUAAAACAGGUCAUAUAGAACAAACAAUAGAUAAAGAAUUUGAAAUUGAGGAAAAAAGAUUUAAACAAAUGGAAAAUAAUUCAAUACUACUACAAAAAAGAUUAAGAUCAUAUUUAGAAAGUUUAAAAUUAUUAACUAAUUCACAAUUGAACAUAGGGGAGCUAUUAAAUUCAUUUUAUGGUAAUGAAAAACCUGAUUCUCAUAUUUUGGAGAAUCCAAAUACAGGAGAAUCAAUUGAAACUUUUAAAAAUUUAACAUCUGAAUAUUAUGCAACUUUAAAUAAAAUAAAUAAUGAAACUGUUAAAGAUUUGGAAAAUCCAUUCAAUCAAACAGUUUUGAAUCCUAUUGCAAGAUUCAAUUCAUACUACGUUGAAGUUAAUGAAGCCAUUAAAAAAAGAAAUAACAAAUUAUUAGAUUAUGAUGCAAUGAAAAAUAAAUUAAAGAAGCUACUUGAAACUCCCAAAAUUGAAUUAAUAGAUCAAGAUACAAAAUUUAAAGAAUUAAAUAAAGAAUUAAAUGAAUCAGAAACAAAAUAUAUGGAAAUUAAUAAUCUUUUAAAAAAAGAAUUACCAAAAUUAAUAAAUAUGAGAAUUGAAUUUUUUGAUCCAAGUUUUGAAAGUUUUGUUAAAAUUCAAUUAAGAUUUUUUAAUGAAAUUUAUUUUCAAAUGAAAAAUUUACAAAUUAAAAUUGAUGCUAAAACUAAACAAGAUUAUAUAGAUGGUAUAUUAGAUGAUAGGAUUGAUGAAGUUUUAGCUAAAAUGAAACAAUUGGAUAUUACUGGUAAAGAUGAACCAAUAGAAUAA
Messenger RNA from Lodderomyces pseudojiufengensis, 858 nucleotides. RefSeq names its product Rvs162p (gene RVS162). Lineage: Eukaryota; Fungi; Ascomycota; Pichiomycetes; Serinales; Debaryomycetaceae. Gene Ontology annotation, cellular component: actin cortical patch; mating projection tip; Rvs161p-Rvs167p complex. The transcript has a single exon. Bases 1 to 858 code for a protein of 285 amino acids. Gene Ontology annotation, molecular function: lipid binding; protein binding. The record is from RefSeq and is a predicted model, not a curated record. Gene Ontology annotation, biological process: plasma membrane tubulation; endocytosis; actin cortical patch localization.